Notolabrus celidotus (New Zealand spotty) is the source of this 5391-nucleotide messenger RNA. RefSeq names its product adrenoceptor alpha 2B (gene adra2b). Gene Ontology annotation, cellular component: membrane. Gene Ontology annotation, biological process: adenylate cyclase-activating adrenergic receptor signaling pathway. Gene Ontology annotation, molecular function: G protein-coupled receptor activity. NCBI's taxonomy places the organism in Eukaryota, Metazoa, Chordata, Actinopteri, Labriformes, Labridae. The record is from RefSeq and is a predicted model, not a curated record. The transcript has 2 exons. Bases 1040 to 2626 code for a protein of 528 amino acids.
AUAAGAGGGAGGGAAAAGCGAGAGAGAGGUCUACAAGGAUAGAGAGAGCAAGCAUCCCAUGACGCCUGCAGCCCCAGAAUGACAUCAGCAGGUCGAAAAAGAAGCGCAGGAGGGAGAUGGGAGGCACCCCUACUUUAUUAGAUUUCGUGCUGAGGUCCUGCUCACCAGUGAGGAUGCUACUGCGCCUCUGUGAGGACGCUUGUGAUGUGCGCCAGCGGAGAGGCUGGAACAUGGCACAACGAUGAACUUCAGUGGAGACAAAAGCGCAAAAAGGACCGUGAAAGAAGUCCUGAGACUCAUAGACUGAAACUGUUCUGCAGGGAUCAUUUUUCAAUUGAAGAAAAGGCGCGUUUUGACAACAUAUCUGGCUUCACGCGCAGGGCUGGAGAGCUCGAUGUUAACUUUGACUUUUCUCCUUUUCCUUUGACUGGAAACGCUUUCAUCUGUGCGGUUGUUCUUCACAGGGAAAGACUGGUAUCUCUUUUUAUUAGUAAAUCGAUGUAAAUAUUGCAUAUUUUAUUUUGAAUUCACCUUUCCAAUUGUUGUUGUUUUUGUGUAGGACAGUCAGGCAGACGCGCGACUCUAAACGAGGACGCACGGAGAUCGCACACGUGCCAAGAUUAUUAACUCUGAUCUAAUAUUGUAUAUUCAAUUCAAUUUUGCUGUAUUCGAUUACACAUUUACCAUAUUAGAUAAUUAUAACUCAAAUCCUCCCAUCUUACUAAUUCACUGAUGCAAAAGGGAUCAACUUUGUGCGUAAAAUAAGUUUUUGUUCUUUUGGCUCUAUAGUAAAGGCUGACGCACAACAGCCAACAUCAAAACCAUUUAAUUCUCCUAUUGGAUAUGGUGUAACCGACAGAGUGGCACGCCUAGUUAAUUAAAAAGCAUUGAUCCGCGUCCUGACGCACAGCCCCCGGACUGUUUUGGGCUUAAAAUGGACUUGGAAAACUUGGCGUGGAGAAUGCAAGGGAGCUAACGUUUGGAAUCAACGCGGAGAGAAAACAAGAGCAAACUAAGCCUCCUGGAGAUCUAACCCAGCAUGGCCUCGGGUCCGGACAGUGGCUGCUCGCUGGAGCUAAACGGCUGGAACAGCAGCGCGAGCGGCUCCGGAGCCUCCAUCCCCUGUAACCAAAGCAUUCUGAAGCUCGCCCCCUACUCUCCUGAGGCCACGGCGGCCUUCGCCACCGCCAUCACCCUUAUGGCCGCUUUCACCAUCGUAGGAAACGUCAUGGUCAUCAUCGCCGUCCUGACCAGCCGCUCCCUCCGAGGUCCGCAGAAUCUCUUCUUAGUGUCUCUGGCUGCUGCGGAUAUUUUAGUGGCCACUCUCGUUAUCCCCUUUUCUCUGGCCAAUGAGCUGCUUGGCUACUGGUACUUUAAAUCUCUGUGGUGUGAGAUCUACCUGGCGCUGGACGUGCUCUUUUGCACCUCCUCCAUCGUGCACCUAUGCGCCAUCUCCUUAGACCGCUACCUGUCCAUCUCCAGGGUCACCUACGGCCGUCAGCGGACUCCCAAGCGCAUCAAAGCCGCCAUUGUGGUGGUGUGGCUCAUCUCUGCCAUCAUCUCCUUCCCUCCUCUGCUCUCUCUGAACAAAAGUGAGGGAGGGGACCUGGGCAGUGAGCGAGGACCUCAGUGCCAGCUGAAUGAUGAGCGCUGGUACAUCCUCUACUCCACCAUCGGCUCCUUCUUUGCUCCCUGCCUCAUCAUGAUCCUGGUCUAUGUCAGAAUCUACCAAAUCGCCAAGCAAAGAACUCGCUGCCCCCCAGGAGAGCCAAGGAAGGAUGGGGUUGGAUCUGCUACGCCAAGUCAGCCUCCAAAACAUGUCCAAGCCAAUGGAAAGGAUGGUGAAGAAAGCACACCUCCAUCAUCAACCAAAAACUGCAAUGACAGACCCCCCAGCCUCGCCAUAAACACCUCUCCUCCUUCAGGAGAGACCCAAACUUCCCAGAAUCCCACCACCAAUAAUCUCCUGCAGCCCCCAUCCCCAUCUCUACCUAUGACUCCUGUCACAGCCUCCCAGGACACCUCUGCCCAUGCCCCCUCAACCCCCUCUUCUGUGCCUGCCCCUGCCAAAACCAAAAAGGAGGAGAAGAAGAAGAACAAGAAGGUCAAGCAGGGGAAAAAAAAACCUGACAAUAACAACGGCGACAGCUCUAGCACAGACAGCGAUAUGGAACACAGCCACGGAGGAGGCCGAGGCAGCACCAGUAUGCCAGGGUCACCUGCAGGAGGGGGGGUUCACUCCCCGGCAUCGGUCAAGCGUUACCGGGACAUGAUGGCCACGUCAAAGGGGGCUCGGCUGGUGCCUGGGAGGAAGUCAAAAACAGAGAACAACCCUGGAGCAGCGAGGCGGAAAGCGAUGGUGAACAGAGAGAAGCGUUUCACCUUUGUGCUGGCGGUGGUCAUCGGGGUCUUUGUGGUGUGCUGGUUCCCGUUUUUCUUCUCUUACUCUCUGCAGGCAGUGUGUCCAGAUACCUGUGCCAUCCCUGAUCCUCUCUUUAAGUUUUUCUUCUGGAUUGGGUACUGCAACUCCUCGCUCAACCCCGUCAUAUACACCAUCUUCAACAAAGACUUUAGAAAGGCCUUUAAGAAGAUACUCUGCAGAAGCACGAAGGGGACUUUCUUUUAGUAGUAGACACAAACAUCUUUUCCUGCAGCAUAGAUAACUGACCAUUUCAUAUUUUCAGAUCACAUUUAAAGGGCUCAUAUAAAAAAGCACGUUAACCAGUGAAAAUUCCAGCAGAAAAUCUAGAACUGAAAGCCUCUCUUUUACAGCCACAGUGUGAGCAAACAGAAAACUUGCACUGUGAAAUUCCAACUUCCAACUGAUACAGACACACAGACAUUGUUACAGGGUGUGGGGCAAAAAUAGGACACUGAAUAGAGGCAGUGUGGAACACUAAAGGGUUUAGCACUCACUAAGAUUUGAAAUCAAAUUUGAUCUUUAUUUCAUAUUGAAGAAUGGAAAACUCACAAGAGAAUCACAAGAGAAAUGUCCUUAAAGAAAGUAAAUACAGAAUGUUAAAUGUAUACAGUUGUGCAAUUGUUUAUGACUUCAGAAUUGAUAGGGAAAGAAAACUGGUAGAAAAAAGAAGGAUAAGUAACCUUUGAUUCCAGUGAGCCGAGGGCCUUUUACUUAUCUAUAAAGAGCACAAAAAGGGUGGUGGUGAUUUCUUACGUCUGCAGUCUUAAUUUGCCUCAGCUGCAGGGCAAACAUGUGUCUCUCGAUUUUUAUCUAAAAUGAGCAACAACAAGAGAAGGUUUUUCUGACAAUCUCAAAUGUGAUAGCACAGACAAGGGCGCCCUUUCAAACUGAGCUUUUUAUGUGGAGAGCUCCUCGCGUCAGACACCUCGCUCUCGGCAGGGUGUGGGUCACAAGGGACACUCAGGUUGUUUGGUAUGACACAUUGGGAUUUGACAUUUCGUGAAGCAUAUGCUGAGCUAAAGUCUGCUGGAUUUGGGACUUAAAAGCACAUCCCUUGGGUUAGCCGAGAUGUUGAAGACACCUUGUGAACCCUGUUUCCUGAUUUUAACUCUGGAUGGAGCAGACUAAUGCUUCAGUAUUUCGACAUUUCAGUGACAGAAAACUUGUUGAAGCCUCUUGAACGUGCUUCAGAGGUUACUCACAGAACUCAAUGGGAGGUGCAUCAAGAAGACUGAAAAACCUGAUCUAACAUGUGAACAUUAUUUUCUCAGCAGGUAGACAUUUACAUUGACUCAAAAGGACAGAUUUGUGUAAUGUUACCCCUGAUAUGUGUGUUUUUUUUUCAAGAAUCACUUGGCUGAGUCACUCCUCACAGACGCCUCCGGCACAUCCUUGCCUGUGGUGGACCUCUACACGGCACAUUUGGGCUUCUCUCUGAGAGGCGAGAGAAUGAAUAGCACAUUUAUUUUUCUCACCAAGAGACUGUGUCUGCUUCCUCGACAAAGAGAGGACAAAAAAUGUGUCUGUAACUGUGAACACCACACAGGCUUAUUGACUCAAUGGGACAAGGGCUGUCAGCAGUAACUCUUCAGUUUGCUAAUUGUCUAAUUCUGCUGACCUGUGUGACUGCGUGUGUGCAUGAGAGACUGCGUGUGUGUUGACCUAAUGUUAUUUUCUGUAGAGUGUCAGUGCCUUCUCUGGCUGCUGUGCACUACAGAUCUACUGUAAGAUUAAGAAGGAAGGAGAGCAGAUUUUUGGGUGCAGGCCUUGCUUUUCUGUCUGUCAUAUGAAUGUCAAGGAGAAGGAGAAGUAUAACUCCAUGUUUAGACAGUCUUACUGAACCUAAAGUCAGUGUUUAACAGUGAUAUUUAGUAAAUGGCUUUUUAUUGAUCACCCUCAAGGGACCAAAGAGCCUUACAGGACACCAGCCUGACUCAGUGAUAUCCGGCUCUAUGUUGCUUUAAGUGAACUUUAUAUUUGAUGUUUGUGACGGGAGGCAGAGAUUGAAAACACUGUAUUAUUUAUUUCAAACUUUUUGUGCUUGUUGAACUGUCUGUUAUCUAUUUAUUGUUCAGUUACUGUGCUUUUUGUUCUUAAAGUGGAACCGAUCAAAGAGCGAGAACACUGUACAGAUUUUUAAUAUCUUGAAGAAGUUGCUUUGAGAGAUUGAGCUACGUUUGAGCUUGAGGGGAGAUGUGAUUUGUGUUGAAUUGAAAGCACACAAGCCUUGAGUUUUUGUGCAUAAUGCAGAAACUACAGUGCAACAUCUAUCAUCAUUGUAUCAUGUAGUUCUGGUAAGGAAAAAAAAGUUUAGUCAAGCACAUUCAUGGAUGUAGAAAUUAUCAAGCAUUCUGCAGCAGGAAAAAAACUCGCCUCACCAGUGUUGUCAAACUUUUCCUAAAAGAGAAAUCGAUCGUGAAAAUGUCAAUUGCACCCAAAGCCAGUUUCAGUUGGAUGAUUUGCAGGCUUUGUGCAGGACAUUAAGGCUACAAUCCAUACUAUACCCAGCGCUUAGAGAUCCAAAUAACCAAUAAGAAGAAAAUUGUGUAGAGUAAGAGCUGCUUGCACCCAUACCUCUGUUUCAUGUCCUUGUCUGAAAUGGUUAUUUUUCUCUCCUGAAACACAAACAGCUUAAGCAAAGUAAUUAUAACAAAAAUAGCCACACGGUCAUGGAUUCAUGACUGUGUUCAGAAAAUACGACUCGUAAUGCUGCUCAAACUUCACCAAACCAUGGCUUUAAGUGGUGAGACUGCUGCUUUGUUUAUUUAAGAAAAGUAUGAUUUAUGGCUUAAAGGUGACAGGUGCAAUAAUCCGCCUCUUGAUCACCAUCUUUUCCCCUGAAAGCGCCUGUAUUGUCUCUUCUUCUACAGUGUUUGGACCAAAAUGCAUGGUCUGAGCUUUACAAUCAUCUAUCCCCCAUUUGUCAUCACGCCAUCUCCAGUUUGGAAAUAAAGCUACUUGAAAACGUA